Molecule: messenger RNA, 4538 nt
Organism: Phascolarctos cinereus (koala)
Lineage: Eukaryota; Metazoa; Chordata; Mammalia; Diprotodontia; Phascolarctidae
Source: RefSeq, a predicted model, not a curated record
GAGGUCAAGUGACUUGUUGCAUUUCUUCCGUCCGACACUGAUUAAUCCUGUGACGUUGCGGUAGGCGCUGAGGAGAUAAAAAGCUUGUACGUUUGUACACAGUCCCUGUCCUCCUGCAGGCUGCAGUCCUGUAACAAGAUGGAGUCAUACCUAGUGCAAGUAUCAUUCCUGUUAUACAAGUGUGGAAACUGAGGUUGUUCCUUUGGAAAUGAGACUUCAUUCCAUGAAUUUCUCCUUGUGUUCCUUCUGCUUCUUUGUGCUUAACAAGUUCUUCCUGGUGUUAUUGUGAGGGGCUACUGUGGAUUACUCUCUGUUCCCAUAACUCUGGCUUAGCCCUGUGUCUGGCACAUAGGUACUUAACAAAUGCUUAUUCUCUUCCGUCCCGUUUCCCCAACUCAGCAUUCUGUGACUGCCUUUGUCUCCCACGUCUGAAAUGUACUCCCCUUCACCUCCACUUCUUAGAACCCCCAUCUUUGUUCAAGCCUUGGUUCAUAUGCCAUGUCCAAAGGAGAGGUUCUCUCACAGGUGCUCAGAGGCGAGACAUUGUUGUCUUGGGAAACACAAGUGUUCAGUGCCCAGAAACUCAAGUGUCAGUGUCCGGAGCACGAGUCAGAAUUAAAUCGAUAUUGUGACUCAGAGUGUGGUGAUAUCUGCAACUCCAGGCAUGCAGGUCCAGGCCUCACUGGAACCAGAGGGACUCCUGAUAGUGAAGGUGGAGGAGGAUUCCUCCUGGGAGCAGGAAGCUCCUCGACCCAAGGAGGACACCAACUCGGAGAUCUUCCGUCAGCGCUUCAGACAGUUCCAUUACAGAGAGGCAGAUGGGCCUCAUGAAGCUUUCAGUCAGCUGUGGGAACUCUGUUGUCGGUGGCUGAGGCCGGAAAGCCGGACAAAAGAGCAGAUUCUGGAGCUGCUGGUACUGGAGCAGUUCCUGACUGUCCUGCCUGGGGGCAUCCAGGGUUGGGUGAGGAAUCGAUGCCCAGCAAGUGGAGAGGAAGCUGUAGCCAUGGUGGAGAACCUGCAGAAACAACCCAGAAACCCACUGCAGGAAGAGCCCUCAGAGGGGACGGAGACUCAGGGAGGAGUUCAGGGGUCCUCGGGCCUCCCGCUGGCACAGAGGGAGAACCAGGCCAAGGGGGUAUCUCCAGAGGAAGGGGUGUGGAGCCGAAACCCAGGAACAGAAUCCCAGGAACAGAGGAGCCGUGGCUCUCAACCUGCUUCCCGGCUUCCUGCCCUUCUAAAGGAGGGGGGCACCAGAGAGAUGGUAGAUGCUUUCUUUUCUUCUGGGAUCCAUGGACCAGUGUCAUUUGGAGAUGUGCCCUUUUAUCUCUCUCGGGAAGAAUGGGGGUGUCUGGAUCCUGCUCAGAGGGACCUCUUCUGGGACAUAAAACGGGAGAACUUCCGCAAUGUCUCUCUGGGUUUGGGGAUCAAGCAUCAGAAUGAGGAAGCUUCCUACCAGGCUAGUGUAAAAGAAGUAGAGCCACUGCCUGGAAGAUCUGGAGGUGACGUGCCCUGGAGCACUGAGGAGGGUGAAGUCUGGGAAAGUGAGAAUCGACCUGACCCGGAGCUAGGGCAAGAGCGCCUCAUGGGGGUGAGGCGAGGACGCCCUCCCACACGCCGGAGACAGUUCCGAGACUUGGCAGCUGAGAAACCCCACAGCUGCCAGCAGUGUGGAAAACGCUUCCGUUGGGGUUCAGACCUGUCACGGCACCAGCGCACCCACACGGGUGAGAAGCCCCACAAGUGCCAGGAAUGUGAGAAGAGUUUCCGCAGCUCCUCAGACCUUGUUCGCCACCAGGGUGUCCACACAGGUGAGAAACCUUUCACCUGUACUGAGUGUGGCAAAAGCUUCAGCCGAAGCGCAUACCUCACUGACCACCAGCGUAUCCACACCGGGGAGAAGCCUUAUGAGUGCACUGAAUGUGGCAAGAGCUUCUCUCUCCGCUCCUACCUGCUAGACCACCGCCGAGUGCAUACUGGUGAGCGUCCCUUUGGCUGCAGUGAAUGUGACAAGAGCUUCAAGCAGCGGGCGCACCUCAUUGCCCACCAGAGCCUUCAUGCAAAGAUGGCACAGUCGGUGGGAUGACCAUGGCUCUCUCCGUGGAGGGGGAGCCUCCAGGUGGAGAGGAGAUCCAGAAGGAAGGAAAACAAAAGACUGCUCUAACCACCCGGCAUCAAUGACAGGGCCCGCCUGAGCAGACUCCAAAAUGUCUGGAAAUUCCCCUUUCCAAUUAAAGGUCAUUCUUGCCCCUUUAAGAUACCAUGAGGAUCUCUUCAUCCUUCGUUUCCCUGAUGGUUAUGUUGCAGCCCUUCCUCCCACCUGCAGCAAAUAUCGACUUCAGUCAAACAAAGAAAACUUGACUGUCACAAGAAACUAGAGGCACUUCUGUUUCCUUGGUCCCCUUGAACUUCAUCUUCAGAAACUUGCAGAACAUGCAUCCAUCCAUAUUCUUCAAAACCAAGAAAAUAAUUUUAUGACUUUUUAAAAUUUAUUUUUCCCUUCUCUUUUCUUUGUUCUGUGUUCCUUUCCAUCUUCCUCUCUUGUUUUCACUUAAUGUUUCUGGAGUCUGGAAAUAUAUACUAAUUUGAAGACAUAAGGGCAUGCAGUGAGAUGAAGGGAAGUUGAGACAAAUCCCUUACCUGCCCAUACUUUGCACAUUUUCUCCCCUGACCGCCAUCCAACCUCGAGACCAAUAGACCCCUAAAGGUUUCUGGCCACAGUAAUGCUUUUAUCUUCUUCCACCCUGAUAAGUCCACAGGCAAAGGAACCAGCCACCUUCCAGCAGGGUGCAGCUGCUCCUCUCUUGGUGAUGAUGACACUGUUGAAGCCACCAUCACUCUCAUUAGUACCAAUCCUCCUGUCCUUCUCUAACUUCUAGAAAUGAGAGGAGGGGAAGGGAGUGAUGUGUGAAAUAAUCUGUCGAAAGCAUUUGAGUAUGAGGUGAUGGAGUGAGUGGUCUUUCUCAGCCUCCUUCCCUUUUGCUCCCUGAUUCUGCCCCAGUCUCACUUCUUUUAGAGCAUUUUUUUCCUCAUACAGCAGUGUAUUGAAUGUCUCUGUUAUCUCUAGAGUCUUGAGAACCCAAGUAGACUCUAGUGGAGCCUCCUUUGGGGUUUAGGAAGGACUCCACUGGGCAUUUCAGGCCUCUGAAUCUUUGAAGGAGGUUGAAGAAGGCAGUUUUUAAUCAUUGUCUCUUCUGGAGGCCUCUGAGAAUGUCUCUUCCAUGUUCUCCAUGUCUCCUUCCCCUGCCUGAGCCCCCAAUGACCACUGUCUUCAGCUUCUUCUCUUACUCAAAUCCUGCCCCAGCCAGAAGACAGCUGUAACUCCUAACCUUCUUUUCUCUGGACCAAAGAAUUCCUUUCACAUUUCCAGAGAAUGUCUGCCUCCCAGACCUUUCUGUCCUUAUUUCUAUGGCUAUCCUUUGUAUCCUCCCUAAGCUCUCCACAUCCUUCCCAAGUGAUUAAGAGCCCAGCAGGACUCUAGUAGAGUGACCCUUGAUCUAUAGAGGGGGAGGAAAGUGCACUCCAAUUGAUAUUUCCAGGAUCUUACCAACCUUCAACCUUCUCUGUAAGAGUUCUUCCAGGUCUGACAUUCAAUGAUAAGCUAUCCUGUGACUACAGAAAUGAGGCACAAGGUGGGGCAGGGAGCUGAAGGGGUGGGGAUAGGGGGUGAGGACUGUGGCCCAUAAGAAUUUUGGACAUUGCCCAUGCCCCUCUGUACUGGGAGAGGGAGUAUACUUCUUGGAUACAAGGAAAGGGAAAGAAAUGGAAUGACUUGGAUAGGUCCCAAGAUCCCUAUCUUUGUUAAUGGCAGAAGAUAAAGACUGACCUCUGGGGAGCCUACUGUAGUCCCAACCCUUGUAAAAACCAAGCUGUAGUGUAAUGCCUGACUGAGAGUCACUUGACCUAGGUGAUCUCUGCCACUUACCCUAUGUGGUGUGAGGCAGGGAAUGUCUCUCUAGACUUCAACAGGGGUUUAAUGCCAACUUGGAAAGAAGUUUCUAGGACAGUGCCCCAGGGAUCUGUGCUUGGCUUUGGGCUAUUUAACAUUUUCAUCAGUGACUUAGAUAAAGACACAGGUGAUAUGCUUGUCAAAUUUUCAGGUGACAGCUGAGGCUGGGGAUAGCUACUACUUUGGGUGACAGGAUUUUAAAAGCUAUUGAAAGUCUAGAAUAUUGGGCCAGAUCUGAUUACAUGCAUUUGAUAAUUAUCUGUGUAAAAUCUUACCGUUGAUUCUUAAAUAGCAGUUUCACCAAGGACAAGAUGGAGCAAGCAUUUAGAUAGCUCUUUGUCUGAAAUCUGGAUGUGUUAGCCUAUAUUGCAGGUCCAACAUGAGCAUUAUGGCUAGAACGAAGAGGGUAAUUGUCUCACUGCUUUUGUCAGACCACAUGUGGCGUGUCGGUUCAGUUCUGGGCACCGUAUUUUUUAGGGGGGCCAUUGAUAAGAGAACGACUAGGAUGUUAAAGGACCAUGAGGUUGGUUGGGGAAAAAAAAAACCAAACAGGAUGGUUAUCUUGAAAAUAAAAGACUUAGCAAGGAAAUGA